UGCAGAGAUCACACAUCUGUGCUUAUUUCCCUACGAUCAACUGGGAUGAAAUGAUAACAGCUCACCAGCACAAGGCAUUGAAAGCCCAUUCUGUAAGAUGACAUUUAGAGGGGAGGAAAUAUUUUAUUACUACCAUGUGGCAUUUCAUUGAAUACUUUUUAUCCUGAAGAAAUCCAAGGGAUUACGGUGACUUGUUUGUUUAUCCUAUAUAUUUCCUUACAUUGACUGGAAGGAAUUUAUCUGCAGAGGGCUGGUUGGUUUAGAGGAGAGAGGAAAAAAAAAAGAAGAAAAGAAAAUAUACACAGUAGGAGCGUGCAAGUGGAAUGCAAAGAGGAAAGCCGGACCUGUGUGGGAAAAUACAUGUGAGGGAAACUGAUCUGGAAUGAAGAUAAUUGUGAAUACCAUGACGGUGUGUGCCUUACUGUGCAACCAAAAACAUGUUGUUGAGGAAGAGGUGCAGAUCCCUGCUGUGCCAGCUGCAGGUCCUGGUGCUACUCUUGGCAUUGGUUCUACUGUUGGUGAUGGUGGCCAUUCUAGACCCAGAGGUACAGAGUGAGGACAGCUCUGGCUAUGUGUACCAGCACCAUGGCACUGGGCAGAGAUGGGCAGGUAGCUCUUUAUUGGAGCAGUCCGAAGAUUCCAACCAGUAUAAAGUGGAGCUCCUGUCCCCGCUGUCUUCUCUGAGGGAUGAGGAGCUAAUAGCCAUUGGGAUUCCCGAACAUGGAAAUAACCUUGAGAAGAUCCGGAGAAACAUCUACAAGAUAGUGAAGCAUUCCAAGAGGAAGAAUGAAGUUGAUAUUGAAGCCCAGAACGAGCAUACUGAGCAGGGAAGGAACAGACAGGAGUUUAAUGAGAAUGGGAGCCAGAAAAUCCCUCUACACCGAGCAGUACCUGAAGGUCGCCAUCCAUUGUGUCACCAGCAGAUUUACACUGACAAUCUCCCUACAACCAGUGUCAUUAUCUGCUUUCACAAUGAAGCCUGGUCCACACUGCUGAGGACAGUACACAGCAUCCUAGACAACUCUCCCAGAAAGAUGCUGAAGGAGAUUAUCUUGGUAGACGAUCUCAGUUAUCAAGGUCAUCUUAAGUCUGCUCUGAGUGAAUACAUCUCUUUUAUUGGUGGAGUGAAGCUCAUAAGAAGCAACAGAAGGCUUGGUGUUAUAGGAGGUCGCAUGCUUGGGGCAGCCAGAGCAACAGGGGAAAUUCUCGUCUUCAUGGACCCACACUGUGAAUGCCACCCAGGCUGGCUAGAGCCAUUGCUGAGCAGAAUAAUGAAUAACAGAAACAGAAUAGUUUCGCCUAUUCUAGAUGUCAUUGACUGGAAAAUGUACGACUAUUAUCACUCGCCUGACCUGAGACAUGGAGUGUUUGAUUGGAAACUUGAUUUUCACUGGGUUACUCUGGCAGAGAGUGAAGAGAAGGUACGACAAUCUCCCAUCACUCCAUUCAGAACUCCUGUAAUACCAGGAAGUGUAAUAGCUGUCGACCGUCACUACUUCCAGAAUAUCGGAGCCUUCGAUACAGGCAUGGAGUACUCAGGAGUCGAAAGUAUUGAGCUUUCUAUCCGGGUUUGGCUCUGUGGUGGCUCAGUUGAAAUCGUACCAUGUUCACGAGUUGGCCAUCUAUCUCAGAUUCACAGCACGACUAAUAGAACUGAAAAUGAUGCAAUUCUAAUAAACAAAAUCCGAAUAGCAGAGGUAUGGAUGGAUUCAUACAAAGAGGUCUUCUAUCAGAACAUUGGAAAGGAGCUCUUAAGCAACCUGAGCAAGAAGAUUGAUGUCACUGAUCGUGAACAACUGCGACUGAGACUUGGCUGCAAAGGGUUCCAAUGGUUUUUAGAAAAUAUCUAUUCAGAGAUCAACACUUCAGUUUCGGUGCAGGAAUCAUCUGUCCUGCUGUAUAAUACGGAAGCAGACUCCUGUGUGCAGGCCAUAUACAACAACAGAAUGUCACAUCACAUGGUGGAACUUUCAGACUGUAGUGUUAAAAUGAAUCAGCUAUUUGUGUAUCGCAAUAAGAAGAUCCGUUCUAAUUUCACAGAGUCACUCUGCUUUGAUCUAAUGUAUGACCAGAUAGUCGUCACAAAUUGCUCUGUGAAAGAAGCAUCCAUGUGGGAUUUCAAUGAGGCUGGACAACUGAUACACAUUCCUACAGGCAAGUGUGUGGAAACAGUGAGCAUAGAGACUGGCAAGACUUUUCUCUUCCUUAGCUUGUGUAAGAAUAACCAAGGAAACCAGACCUGGAAAAUGAUACCAGUGUGAGGAUGUAAACUGAACGUUUGUAUAUUAUUUAAUCUGAAAACUGCUGUAAUGUUAUUUAUUAUUGCGCUGUACCCAGAAGAUUAUCCCUUUUCCUAUGGCAAGGAAUCCUACAGCAUCUAAUUUCAAAUAGCACUCUUGGGCAUUACAAUGGCUUACAUGUAGAUUUUAUGUAUAAAUGGCAGAUUCUGUGUAUAAAAAUGACUUCAAACGCAAGGUUGUUAAAAACAUUACAAAAGGUGUUAUUACUUAAGUUUGUUAAAGU
Nanorana parkeri is the source of this 2523-nucleotide messenger RNA. RefSeq names its product polypeptide N-acetylgalactosaminyltransferase 15 (gene GALNT15). Bases 438 to 2261 code for a protein of 607 amino acids. Gene Ontology annotation, cellular component: Golgi apparatus. The transcript is spliced from 12 exons. The record is from RefSeq and is a predicted model, not a curated record. NCBI's taxonomy places the organism in Eukaryota, Metazoa, Chordata, Amphibia, Anura, Dicroglossidae.